Messenger RNA from Paramecium primaurelia, 9519 nucleotides. NCBI's taxonomy places the organism in Eukaryota, Ciliophora, Oligohymenophorea, Peniculida, Parameciidae. The record is from the annotation of a GenBank genome assembly.
AUGAAUCCAUUAUUAUCAAUAGAUCUGGCUGAAAUGAAUUUUAACGACAUAAAACCUCAAUAUCAUAUCAAUAAAUAAAUAAGUUUAGAGACUUAUUAAAACAAUCAACAAAUAGAAGAUUAAAUGAUAUUUAUACUUGAUAUAAUUCCUCGAUUAAGAGGAGGAGGAUGUGCAGCUACAAAAAAUACUUAAGAGAAAAUAACUUAAUUAAAUAAUUAACUUCCGAUUAAUUUUGCUUCUAAAAUCAAAGAUCACACUAACAUUAUAUCUGAAAAAUCUUCAACUUUUUCUGAUAAAUUAUAUUAAGAUGAAAUACUUUCAUCAUUUUAAUGGUUUUACAAUCAUAAAGAAUAUUUUUAAAUACUUUGUAAUGAUGAUUAAUUAAACUCUAUAUUUUAUCAUCUAAUUGAGAAAUGUGCAGAAACAUUAUUAAAAUAGUUGAUAAUAUAUAUAAGACUAUCAGGAUUUUUGUUUUAUUAAUUACUUGAUAUAUGCAAUGAUUUAUUUAGAGUUAUCUUUUCCUAUUAAUUAAAGAAUGAAGAUAGGUAUAUGCAAGAAAAUUUAAAGCAAAGUUUGUUAGAAAUGAUAUCAGAAAUAGAAUCAUAAAUAAGUGUAGAAUCUAUAAAUCUAUGGAAAAAUGGAGUUGAAUUUGAACUUUAAUUAAUUAAGACAUGUAUUGCUCAUUGUAGAACUAAUUCUGAGAAAGAAAAAGAAUUAGUAAUUGCCAUUGUAUGUGGAGUAGCAAGUUCGAUUUCUUAGUUAUCUCCAAGUCCUGAAUUAAUUGAUGCAUUGAUAGAGGCAGGCAAAUAUUUACUAUUAAAUUUUUAUGAUAAGCAAAUUUAACAUCCUCUUCAAAAAUAUGAAAUUUAUUACUUUUUUGAAAAUUUAAAAUGGUCUAUAAUUAAUUAAUUGAAAGUAGGGUAUUCUGUUUAAAAAACAAUUAAUACUGUAUUGGAUGGAUUUAAUUUAUAUAUAAAGCCAUCUAAAGAUUGGAUGAUACAUUUUUGUUGGGUUAAAUUUAUUUCUGAUUUGAUGUCUUAUAGACCAAUUAUAAACAAAUUCUCACUUAAUCGAUAAUAAAAUUCUAAUCAAUUAAAUUGGAAUGAGUUAAUAGUAUCAAAUUAAAUAGUAUAAUUGCCUUAUGAUAAAGCAUCAGGUAAACUUCAAAUUUUUGGGAAAAAAAAUAACCUUAAUCUGAAAUAGUUUCAUUAAUUAAUUCUAUUUUAAGAGUAUUUAUUAGAUAUUUAAGAAAAAUUUCAAUUGUUGCCAUCAUAUUCAAUAUUUUAAUUUAAUAACCAAAAUAUAGAAAUGAUUAGUGAUUAAGAUUUAAAUAUUAAAAAAUUAAUUAGUGAAUCUAAUUUGGAAAUAGUAACAAUAUUAAAUGAUAAUUUAAAAACUUAAAAAGAUCAAUUAAUUAAUUUAUUUGAAACAAUAAUUUAAUAAUUUACUCCAAGUGUUUCCAAAAUCUAAUCAAGUUUAAACACUUAAAUAUCAAAAGAUGAUAUCAAAUAUACAAUUAAAUAGAUUAAACUAUAUAGCUAAUCAUUUAUAUAUACUUUAUAUGAACUCAAUAUUAUGAUAAAUUAAGAAAGACAAGCUAUUGAAAUAAUUUAGAAUAUAUUAAUAUAAAACAAAUAAUUUUUUCAAGAAAAGAGUUUAGCAUAUUAAAUUUCAAUAAUAUAAAUCAUUAAAGAAUUGGAAUAACAAUAUGAAAAGGAAUACAUAAUUAACUUUAAAAAAUUUUCAUUAUUUAUAAUCUAAAUAUUCCAUAAAUUAUCAAUAUAUUAAGAUGAAGUUAAUUCCCCAAAUUUGAUGCUUGAAACAUCAAAUAUUAGGAUUCAAGAAUGUAAAUUUGAUUAAUAAUAGCUUUAAGUGGCAUUAACAGAUUUUAUUAGUUAUAUUGAUAAAUUUAUCAUAUAAUAAAAAUCUAUUAAACGUAAAUUUUUUAAAAUAUAUGAAUUAAAGGAACUAAAUUUAUUUUUAUAAAUGAAAACUUCAUAAAAAUUUUAAUCCUAGAUACUAAUUAAUAUAUAUGAUUUUAACUUUAUUUAAUAAUUUGGAGGUGAAUUUAUUAAUUAUUAUAAUAAUUGUUUUAUUUAACAAAUAGAAUUUUCCUAAAUUGAUCUCAGGAAAAAUAGAAUAUUAUGUAAAUAAAUUAUUAUGAUUUUAAAACUUUUAAAGUAGUUAUUGGUUAUCCAAUAGAGAAAAGUUGUCUCAUUGAAUACUUAAAAGGAGAAUGUGCAAUAAUAGGAUCAAAUCAAAGAUUAACAAAAUAUCAAAGCUUUUUUGGAAAAUAUAAUACAUGAAAGAAGGAAUAUAUUGUAAAAAUUAUAUGAUAAAUUUGGUGGAAAAAUAUAAAAUGAUAUCCAUUAAGUAGACUUUUAUGAAAUUAUAGUAUCAUUAGAUAAUGGAAUUGAUAUAAUAUAAAAAUAAAAUUGGUCCUAAGUCCUUAAAACUAAGCAUAUUUUGAUAUUUAAGGAAAUUAAAAACAAAAUAUAAAUACUUGAAUUGCUAAAAAAUAAUUAAUAGUCAUUUAUUAUGGAAAUAAUAUAUCUUUUUAAUAAAUAAUUAGAAGAAGUGGGUUAAGAAGAAUAAUAAUAAUAAGAAUUAAUUUAGAUCGAAUUAUUAAAUAUAACAAAUAAUAACAUUCCUCAAUUAAAAAAAUAAUAAAAUAUUUAAGAUUGUAUAACUUCUGAAAAUCUUUUUACUUGGGAUGAAUCUAUAUCUUAAAUUUAAUAAUUAAUUUAGAAUUUUAAAAAAAUUUCAUAAAUUAUUUAAUAAAGAAAUGAGAAUAUUGAAUUAACUUAAGUUUCAUUUCAAAAACAAACUUUAGAAUUCAUUAAAGAUACUUUUAAUCAAAAUUAUUUUGUAAUAUAUUCUGAUUUGAGGAUUGAAUUGAUUAAAUGUUUAAGUACAUUAGCAGAAUAAAACCAGAUUGUUUUCAAUUAAAAUUUUUUAAGAUCAUUAUCAGAGGAUCUUUGUCUUGAUUAAAAAACAACCAUAUAAAUGAUAUCUGAAGGUUCCUCUUUUUUAUAUUAAAAAAGUAAUAAUGGAAAUUAAGAGUUUAUUAUUGACAAAGCAUAUACUUUUAUGUUGUAAAAUUUAAAGAUAGAAAAUAAUGUUUAAGGAGAUGGUUUAUUUGCAGAAUCCUCUUACAAAGUUAGAGAAGCUACAGUAUUCAAUUUAAUUAAAAUGUAAUCAUUUUUGCAUGAACCUAUAAUUUAGGAAUUUUGUUAAACACUAUUGAAACAGAUAUGGACUAUUGAAAAACAUUCUAGUGUAAGAAGUAUUUUAAAAAAUAAAGAAAUGAUUGAAAUGUAGAAGAAAUUAUUUUCUAGAGAUCUUGCUUCAUUUUCUAAUAAAUUGAAGAUAGAAAUGUAGAAUAGAUUAAAAAGUAUAGAAUAAUUAGAAACUUAAGUUUUAAUUAGUGAUAAUUAAGUGAAAAUGAAGAAUCAACUUCAAUAAGCUUACGAAGAUUUUGAAAACUAUUUAGAUAAUAUUACAGAUAUGUCAUAAAAGAUGGAUAUUAGUCUUAUUUUUUUAAGAGAAAUUAGUAAAGAUUUAAAGUCAAUUAAAUCUUCAAUUGAUUAAGUACUUUAAAGUGUUAAAGGAAUAGAAGAUGAUGUAAGAAGAUUAAGUGGUAAAAAUUAUAUUGAACUAUUAUAAAUUAGAAAAUAAAAAAUAUUAAAAUAAAAAUAAGAAGCAGAAUUAGAUUAAGUUCAUAUUUAAAUAUCCACUUAAGAAUAUGAUCCUGUAACAGGUAAGAAAAAAGAAAAUAUUAAUGGAGUAUUUACUUCAUAUUUAUUGAAAUCUAAAUAUAAUAAUUUUUAAGGUGAAAUAAAUGAAUUUUUAUGGUGUGAAAGUGAAAGUCAGAAAGAUGUUUUGCUUUUAAAAGGAAAAGCAGGCUCAGGUAAAAGCAGAGCAUCAAGAAAUAUAGAAGAAUUUCUUUGGUUAAAUGAUACUGUUUUUCCACAAUGGAUUCCAAUUUAUGUUUCAUUACCAUCUUUAAAAGAUCCAAAGCAUAAUUUAUUAGAAUAAGCCUUAGAAUCUUAAAAUUAUAAUUUUGAUAAGAUAUAAAUUAGAGAAUUUAAAGAAGCUGUAUUUAAUGGAAAUAUGAAAAUAAUUUUGAUCUUAGAAAGUUAUGAUGAAAUGAAAUUUGAAUGCAUUUAAUCUAAUUUAUAUUAAACAAAUAGAUUAGCAUAAGAUUUAAAUCUUCAAAUUUCAGGUUAAAAUGUAAAAUUAAUCAUAACAACUAGAGAAGAAAUUCUAACAUCAAUUGGAUAUCAAACAUGGUUUUAUGGUAAGAGUAUUGAAACUUUAAAAGAAGUUGAAAUAUUACCAUUCACAUAAGAAUAAAGCUCAGAAUAUAUUAGGUAAUAUUGUGAAAUUAGUGUUAAAAGAUCUAUCAAAAAAUUUUAUGAAUUUUUUAAAUAAUUAAGAGGAUAAACUAUAUCCAUCCAAGAAUUCAAGUUAAUAUGGAAUCCUUUGGAAGAAUAUAUUAACAUAAUAAUUAAUUUGAAAUAAACUUAAGAUUUUUUAUUCAAUCCCCAAGAUGUAGAUAAAAUUAUUAUUAAAUUAUAAGCUCUUGAAUUCUUUAAUCAUAUUAGAACAGAUUAAAUGAUUUCAUUAAAAAAAGAACUUCUUAAAUUAUGGGGAUAAUAAAAAUUUAUAACAGUAAUUAAAAAUGUGAAUAUAAAUCAUUUUAUGAGUACUCCAUUUAUGAUGGAAUUGAUUGUAUAUGUGUUACCUAAAAUGUCUUUAAUAUUUUCAGAAUCUAAUUAUUUAAGAGAAACAUUAAAAAAAUAAUAUUUAAAAUUAAAAAGAGAAGCUUAUUUAUCAAAUUAAUUAAUUAAUUACUAUGAGACUUAAUAAUAAUCAAUAGAAAAUUAAAAUGAAGCUACUGAAAUCAUAAGAUCUUUAUAAGAAUAGAUAGAGUCUUAAAAUUUCUUAGAAUAAUUUUAGUCUAUUGAAAAUGAAUUAGAUAAUUAAAAGUUUUUUGAAAACUUUUCUAUGGAUCAUUCCUUAGAAUAUUUGGGUUCUACCAAAAUAAUUUCAAGAUAACUGUUUAAUGUAACAAAGGAUGCAAAUUUUAUUGUUGGAGCAUUUAAACUAAAUUCAUUUACUGCAUAUGACUUUUAUGAAACAUUUGUAUCAUUUUAUCACAUUCAACAACUUUAAAAUUAAAAGGAUUUAGGGAAAACAUUUAAUUAUGAAACUACCUUAAAUGAUUUAUAAGAUUUCUCUUAAUAUUUAGCUCUAGAUAUGACUAUGAAUUAACUUACUUAAGUGAAUUACAAAUAAAGAGGAAAAUUGUAGAUAGCAGAAAGUUUUAAAUAAGAGUAAAAUGAAAAUUCAUGGGAAGAUUUUUAUUUUGAUGAAAAUUAAUCGAAUUCUGAAUAUUGCAAUUUCUUAAGAAAAUGUAUUAUACUAAGUUCGAAAGGAAGUAUAUAUACUUUUAAUCAUAAAUCAAUUUAAGAGUUUUUUGUAGCUAAAUAUAUAUUAAAUUUGCUUGAAGCAAUGUUUAAAGUAUAGAAUUAGUAAAUUUUAUGUGAAAAUUUAUAAAAUAGUCGAUUUAGUGCUGAUUUAUUUAACAUAUCUUAAGAACAUUAUUAAGGUUCAAUAUAAUUGUUAAAGCCAAAGUUAAAUGUUAUUUCAAAUAUUAAAUAUAAAUUACUAUAAAUUAUUGAAUUAUCCAAUAAAAAUGAACAAAAAUAACUAAUUAGAUCAGCUUCAAAUGCAAUAUAUUUAUUAAGUACAUUAUAAGAAAAUUUAAAUAAUAUAGAUUUAAGUCAUGUUUGUCUAUCUGAUACAAAAUUAAAUAAUCUUACAUUUUUUAAUUCUAAUUUAAAUUAUACUAAAUUCUCAAAUUUAUCAAUAGAAUCAUGUAAUUUCAACUGUGCAACAAUUGAAAAUGCUAAAUGGGAAAAUAUUAUUUGUAAAGAGAAAUAAACCUUAAUUGGUCACAAAGAUGUAAUAACCAGUGUAUUUUAUUCAAAAGAUGGGAAAAAAUUGAUAUCAGGUAGUGAAGAUGGUUCUGUUAAAAUAUGGUAAGUUUAAGGUGAUGAAGAAACAAAAACUUUUUAUUUUCCAAAUAGCCAAAAAGUCAUUUCUGCUUCAUACUCUGAAGAAUUAAAUAUUCUUGCUUGUUUAACUAAAUAAUAUAUUUAAAUAUUAAAUUGCAAUGACCUUGUCUUGGAGAAAUUAAUUCCCUUAUACAAUUAUGAAUAUACUAAUGUUAAAUUAUCUCCUGAUGGAUAAUAUAUUGUUGCAUAAAAUUAAGGAGCUCUAAAUUUGAUUUGGAAAACAGAAGCAUUAUAAAUAAAUCCCAAUCCCUAAUUUUAUUAAUUAAAAUUUUCAUCAUUUGUAAACUGCAUCUAAGCUUCGCACAAUGAAAAACUAUUAGCUAUAGGUAGUUUAGAAAUCUUAAUUUUGUCUAUUAGAGGAUUUCAGGAUUACAAAGAAAUUACAAAAUUACCAUUUGAAGCUUUUUCAUUAGCUUUUUCUAAUGAUGAUCAAGUAUUAGCUGCAGGAGUAGACAAAUAUAUUAUUAAUUUUUGGAGUUUAAAGAAUAUCAAUAAAUUUGAGUUUCUAUAUUCUGUAACAUUAAAAAUUUUUGUCAAAAAACUGCUGUAUUCUUAUGAUAAUAAAUAUCUGAUUUGUGAAGCCAAAGAUAAUAUUUAUCUUUAUGAAACUACCAAGGAGCAGUAUCCUUUAGAAAGUAGUUAAAAAAUAGUUUAUGAAGGAAAUACCUAUUGCUAUGAUUUUGAACUUAUAAAAAGUUCUAAUUAUAUUGUUAUUUGCACUUUUAAAGGGACCCUUAUAUAAUAAUUAAAUAAUAAAGAAACAAUAUAAAUUUUGGAACCAUCAUAGAUCUGUUAUUCAGUUUUAUAUAAUUCAUUGGAAGAUAUAUUGAUAAUUGGUUCUGAUCAUAAACUAUGCCUUUACGAUAUAUCAAACAUAGAAAAGAUCAAUAAAAUAAAAGAGAUUCCUUUGCCUUUUUAUAAUCCUCUUUAAAUGAUGUUAUUUAAUAAUUAAAAAUAAAUCAUAAUUAAGAGUGGAUAGUAUGUUUCAAUACAUGAUUUAGAUGAUAUUAAUGGUUAUAAGAUAUUUUAAAUGUAGAAUCCAACAUCAAACUUUGUUAUAAUUAAUUCUGAGUAUUUCAUAAUAGGUAUAGGUACUUUAGUUUAUAUUUAAUCUCUUUUUUGUGACUUUGUUGAGGUUUACUUUUUCAUAGAUUAUCACCAUGUAUUGCCUUGUGAUUUUUCCUUUUCUUCUGAUAGUAAAACAUUUACAAUAAUAGACAAAUAAUAUUAAACUAUAUUUGAUAUUUAGAAAAAAGAGAUCAUCAAAAAAUAAAAAUUAAAUACUCAAGAGGUAAGUAAUCUGAAAAUAAAUAGAUAAUAAACUCUAGCUAUUUUUUUAUCUACGAUGUCAUUUAGUUAAUAACAAUAACUGGUAUUAUUAUAUAAUCUAAAAACUAAUUAAUCAAUACAAUCCUUAGAAGAAAUUUUGAAUUAUUAAUAACAUUGUACAUAAAUAGCAUUUUCUGCAGAUAGUAUGAAUGUUGUUACUGGAUAUAGAGAUAAUUCAAUUAAAUUAUGGGACAUUAAAACAUAUAAACUUAUUUCGAUGUUUCAAACUAAUACCCAUUCAAUUAAUUUAUUAACUUUAUUAAAUUAAAAUUUAUUAGCCUAAGUAAAUUAGGAAUACAUAAAACUUUGGAAUCUAAAAGCACUUUAAUAAUAACAAAUAGAAAUGACUGGCCAUAAAGAUAAUAUUCAGUAAUUUGUAAUUUCUUCUGAUGGAUUAUAAUUAGUUUCUUAAUCACGAUCUUAAAUAAUGAGAUGGGAUUUACAAUAAUAGAAAUCCAUUGAUAUAUUACUGGAUGGAUAGGAAAAAAUAUCUUUGGUAGAAUAUUCUGAUGAUGCUCAUUAUUGUGCUGCUGUUGAUCAAAAUGGAUAAAUUGUUGUAUGGAGUUUCAAUACGAAAUAUUUGAUUGAAAGAAGCUUUAGAUUACUUUGUGCGAGAUGUAAUAAUUUGAAAUUUGAUGUUCAAAAUAAUUAAUUAAUAUCAAAACAUAUAGUUAGUUAUAAUAUCCAUACUAACUUAAUUUGGGAUUUAGAAACAGCAUUUUAAUAUUGUAAACUUCAGAAUUAGACAAAAUAUUAAGAUUUAUUGGAUAUCACCUUGAUGUCUCCUGAUUAAAAAUUUUAUAUAUCGAAAUCUCCAUUCAAACUUGUGAGUCUUAUAUAGGAAAAGGGACAAUAAGUUGUUGAAAAUGUUAGUAUAAAAAUAAAUUCAGAAAUAGGAGCAAUAGCAAUAUCUAAAGAUUCUACUAAAGUGGCUCUUGAAGAUUUAAAAUUGUCUAUAAUAUUAUGGUCGAUAUAAACAAAAUAAUAGCUAGCAAUUUUAAAAGAUGAGGAAAGUAGCAAAUUUAAAAUAUUGACAAUGGUAUUUUCAGGAGAUAGCAAAACAUUAUUCUCAUUUCAUGAAGAUGGAGAAACCAGACUAUGGGAUGUUUAUGAUAAAUAUACAUUGCUUUAAAAAUAUAGUUCUAAAUAUAUAUGUGUAAAUUCAGAAAGCAACACUUUAGUAACUAUUCAUGCUUUUUCUCACAAUAAUGAUGACUUUCUCAUUCUUUGGGGAGAAACAAUCGCUUGCUACGGGGAAGUUGGUCUAAUGCAAAGUUAUUUAUAUCAUAAAACCUAAUCCAAAAUUUAAUUAUAAGCAUGUUCUAAUUAUAAUGAUUUAUUAAUAUAUACUCCUGCAUAUUCUGAAAAUAAGUAGUUAUUAGCAAUCUAAGGUAGAGAAGCACUAAAUGUUUGGGACCUUAUUUAAAAUAAGCCCAUUUUGAUUGUUGAAGGUAACUCAUUUGUAUCAUCUACUGACUCUAGUAUAUUGUCCUUUUCAGCUAAUGCAGAUACACUAUAUGGAAUAGGAAAAGAUUAAAAAUUAAGAUGCUGGAAUUUGUAGAGUAACAUUAAAGUAAUUUUAAAAUCGUAAGUUCCAGUAAAAGCAUUUUAGAUUAAUGAGGAUACAUAAAUUAUUAAGGCUAUUGGUAAAGAUAAUUAAGUAUAUACGUAUUUGUUUGAAGAAUUUACAGAAAUUUGCUUGUUUGGACCUGAAAAUAUAGAAUUUUUAGUAGUUAAUAAAUAAGAAUCAGCUCUAUUUGAACACUAAUUAAUUGAUUAAAGAAAGAGUAUAAACUUGAUUGAUAAGAAAACAAAGGAAAUUAAAUAUACAAUUAAUCAAUUUUCAACAGAAAUUAAUUGUGUUUUAUCUUCUAAUCGUGGAAAAUAAUUGAUUAUAGGAACAUAUGAUGGGUCUAUAUUUAUUUAUAAUGUAAGUAAACAGAUUGUAGAAAAAUAUGGAAAACCUGUUUGCAGUAAAACUUUUGCUAGAAGUCCAAUUUUAAUGGCUGAUUGUUGUAGUAUUAAACAAUCAAUAUUAUUGACAUAAGAUAAAGAGAAUCUAGAAAAAUUGCUGUUGUAAAAAGGGGCAAAAAAUAAUAAUGAUUGA